GAUUAUAGGAAAUAAUUUAAUUUUGAGGUUUGGGUUGAUGAUGUUAAAAAUAAUAAUAAUAAUACAAUUAUAAUAAAAGAACUAGACAUUUUAAUUUGAAUAAUUUUAAAUGCAAAAUAUUAGCAUUGGGAGAUGACAAGUCAUUUUGAAGUUAUUUAUAUAGGUUUCUUACGUCUAACAUGAGCACGGUAACUAUAGUAACACUAUAGUGGUCAUGCGUGUUUAAUCUUGCUUAGUAAGCGGCUUUGCACGUUGUUCCUGUGUAGCUGUGUUUGUAUGAUUUAUGAUUUGGAGGUGGAGGAUUUUUACAGCUCGGUCGCUGUGUUGUGUGACGGUGAUGAGCAGCAGCAGUUCAGGAAGCCAGGGUCCGGGUCGGGCGGCGUCUCCCCCCGGCCGUCUCCUGCGCCUCUCCGCGGUACCAGGCUACGAGCAGCACCGCCUUAACGAUGUCUUACUCCUGCGGCCCGAGCCGAGAGAAACACGGGCAACACGCAGCGAAAAUGCACACGUCGUUUUUUUCCCCGGAGAUAUACAGAACUUCCAUCAAGAGAUGGCUAUGCAGCCUGAUGCAUCUCCAUGGCUCUCGUUCAGUCUGGAGCGAGUAGCUUUGGCACUGGGUGCCCGCUUCCCGGGCCGGCACGUGUGGCUGGUACGUCCAUCACUGCUCCACCUGCACAAGUUCAGCUGCUACAUCAACUUUGUUUCAUGUGACCUCUUCGGUGCACCUAAACACUCACCUGACUAUGGCGCCAUACGCCACUUACGAGCCCUCCUGGGCCACGCCAUGGAGCGAGCAGCCAUCGCCGAGCCUCUGCCACCACUAGGAGGUGCCUCAGUGCCCGCUCCCCUCCCUACAGGCUUCUCGCUCAUUUUAGUGGGCUUCAGUAAAGGCUGCGUGGUGCUGAAUCAGAUCGUACACGAGCUGGCGUCAGCCGGCACGGACCCCGAGCUGAGGCAGUUUCUGGCCAGCAUCUCAGACAUGUACUGGCUGGAUGGCGGGCACCCAGGCACCGGAGACACAUGGGUGACAGACAAGCAGGCGUUGGGUGAGUUGGCAUCUAGCGGAAUGGCCGUGCAUGCUCACGUCACUCCGUAUGAAGUGCGCGAUCCGGCGAGGGCGUGGGUGGGACGUGAGCAUCAGUGCUUCGUUAAGACGCUGGAAGAACUCGGUGCACGCAUCACGCAAAACCUCCACUUCGAGGACGAGCCAGCAUGUAUCGCAAACCACUUCCGGGUCAUCGAGGAGUUCUGAGUGGCACAGAUUAGAGCUUUUUCUGACUGCAAGCUUUCUUUGCACUUUCUCAGUACUAAAUGUUAGCCAUUUUGUGCAAACCUCUGGACACAGAGUUUUCUAAAGCGUUUACAUGGAGAGUAUUUAAGCUUCUUUGCUCCCAGUCAUAGUUCCAGUUUCUUAUCUUGGUCACAGGCUGCUUCUCUAACAAAGACUGAUAAAAGCAAAAUAUUUUGACCAAACGUCAGCUGUAACAUGGGAAAUAUCUUGUUGCUCAGGUUGCACCGUUAGCUUCUUCUGCUUCAUAACUGUAAGCUGUGUCUCAAAUCACUUAACUGUGUUAUUUUAGACAUAAUUUCUAUAUUAUUAUGUGGUUAAACUGAGAAACAUGAUUACGCGGAUGUUAUGCAGUGUAGUUUAAUUAUAGAUUAUCAUUACUGUAAAAAUGAGCCACAGAUGACGUUCUGUCAUUCUAGAUUGCAGAAUGCGAUCACUGAAAGUGCACAGCGUAACAGCAGGGGUGGACAAAUAAUAAAAUCUGUUAGCAGGCAAGUAAAAGCUUGUCGUAAUUACUGCAGAUUUUCUGUAGAUUUGGGGCGAAGACGUGCCUUGUGAUGUCAUCACAACGCGCAUUCAACCAAAGCCCUCUUCAAUUCACGUGCGUCGAAGAUGCGUACAGCUAAAAGGUCUCGUUUACAAACAAACAUCACUGCAAAAGACAAGACAGUUUUGUGCGAUUGCAAUUUUACCAGUUCAAGUAGUUUUCUGCAAAAAAGCACAAAAAACUGCAAGUUGCAUCACAAAUUUUGAAAAGAGCCGCCACAAAAUCUAGCAUUUUUGGGCACAACAGUCACAAAAAAAAACUCUUGUACGGUCUGAUUACAUGAUCAAAUAUUCAGAUUUUUACUAUGCAUAGUUCUAAAAACGUUCUUUCUUUUUCAGACUGUCUAAUAGUCCAGACACAAAUUCUGCUUGGCCCAUGCUACUAUUUGUCCACUCCUGUGUAACAUUAACACUAAUGUUUACAAUCAUUGACUAUGUUUGUGAUUAAGCGAUCGCUCAGCUUCAGCAUAACAUACGACGAAAUAUUCUGAUUCGUCAGCUAACCCGCAACGAUUCCAGUUUGUCCGGCUGAGAACUAGUUUUGCACUACUGUGGAACGUGUUGUAUAUUUCACGUGCAGUCUAAUUUUUCUGCUCGACUUAUUUCUUGAUUUUCAUGUCGCCAUUCCAUGCGUUUAUAAAAAGCUGUUUUUCUGUGUUCAUUCUGUUCUGUUUUCUUGAUAAUAAAGUAACGCUUAGC
Messenger RNA from Ictalurus furcatus (blue catfish), 2533 nucleotides. It is a transcript of the gene c6h2orf69, whose product is annotated as chromosome 6 C2orf69 homolog. The record is from RefSeq and is a predicted model, not a curated record. Gene Ontology annotation, cellular component: mitochondrion. NCBI's taxonomy places the organism in Eukaryota, Metazoa, Chordata, Actinopteri, Siluriformes, Ictaluridae. The coding region runs from base 284 to 1252 and encodes 322 amino acids. The transcript is spliced from 2 exons.